GUGGUCUGGAAAAGACCUAUAUCUUCCACGACGAGGUCUCACGGAGGACAACGGAAGGUCUGAAGACGAGGUUUUUGCAAGCUUCCAUGAAACACGAUUUCAUAAAGAGGACCUAUAUGGUUUGGACCGAGAAAGCUUCGUUGAGUAUGCUAGUCCUCUAACAGCAAAGAACGACGGCAAACUCGAAGACAUGGGUGACGGCAAAACCAUCAUAUUUACGCCUAUAGUCACUCCUCAAGGCGAAUUAGCCAAUAAAGUGGGGGAUCUGCUGUCUGGGCAGGUCCCGUGGUUGGAGUUUUCCUCUCUUUCCUUGCAAUUCCCUGCUGUCUUUGACGGCGUGCCAGCUGCGAAGAGUUACUUUGCUGAACACUCGGCUUCGGGAGAUCUCAUUGCUACCCAAAAUACCGUUGUCUCUUCUCGAUGGCUAUCAAAUGCAGGGUCAUCACCCCGAAAAUCGUUCGAAGAAUUGGGAUAUGCCGACCUUAGUGACCUAUUCAAAGACAUGCCGAAGAAAGUCAGGGGUGAAAUCACGAAUCAGGCUCUGGAAUCUAUCUCUGGAGGGUCCGGUUCAAAACUCUAUGAAAAUUUCCUCGUCCGAGACGAACUGUUAGACGACAUGGUCGAGGCCGCGAAAACAGCUGCAGCGGCGCAAGCUGCAACACAGUGGGAACACUCUUCCCGUUCUGCGCUCACUCUCAAUUCUACGAGUUUGAUUGAGUCACUCUCGUCGAAACACGAUGUGCCGAUUGAGAUGGUUAACUCCGUUUAUAAACCGUGCCUUGCCACGGGAGCGAGAGGUUCUUUCAGCACCCAACUUUCUUCAUUGGAGUCAUCCUUGAUGAUCGAGCUCGCAAAAACGUGGGAGGAGGUUGUUUUGGAGUGGGAACUGAGGUCGUCUUCGCUCCGAUCAUCACAUCUGCAAGAGCCAUCCAACGAGUCUCUUCGAGAACAGUUGACCGAGAUCUUGACCUCAUACAUGCUUGCGGAUGUUAUCAGGCCUAAGAUCAAGACUGCCGGUCCCUCUAGCCUUCAGCGUUCCCCGAAGGCGGCCAAGGCGAUCAAAGACUUCAACUUGAAUCUCCCGGCUGACGGAGAGGAUUCGGCCCAAUCCAUGCGCAAAUUGCAAAGCGCCACCGACAAACUCAGGGGACAAUUGCGUAUCUCUGUCCCCACUACUGAUGAGCUGAGCGAAGCAAGAGAAACAAUGCUCAUGCAGAUGCGGGCGCAACUUCGAGAUAUGAAUACGGACGGACCGCGAUAUCUUCUGCUGACUCUUUUACUUCUUCAUGCGCAAAUGGAAGGUUCAAUGGGAGUCCUCUACUCCACCGGACGAUGUGUUCCCCGCCUAAUUCGAUCGUUAAGAGGGCGAGUCGAUACCGAGGCCUUGUCGUUGCUAAAUGCAUGCAAGGAUCAGGUGAAGGCGGGAAAUGACCUGGCGAUGGACAAAAAGAAGGAAUUGGGCGCACUGGUGGAUCCUCGCUUCGGUGACUCGGGCUGAAAGAACGGAUUGGAUGAUAUUUGCCGCACUCGAUGGAUCGUCGAAAAUGUGUAUUCAAAUAGAGGCAUGAAAAUCGCGCUGUCGGAUUCAGCUGCGUACAUGUGUAAUAUCUAUAUCAAGUCGCCAACAAGCGAUAAUGACAGCUCGCCAUAACUUUCGACGUCACAUAGAACCUAGUAUAUUUCCCACAUCACUUUCCAUCAUCCGCCAGUUCUUCGUCCCCCUAGAACUGGUCAAGCAAUCCUUCGGCUUCCAACAAGAGCA
Eremomyces bilateralis CBS 781.70 is the source of this 1762-nucleotide messenger RNA. RefSeq lists its product as uncharacterized. NCBI's taxonomy places the organism in Eukaryota, Fungi, Ascomycota, Dothideomycetes, Eremomycetales, Eremomycetaceae. Bases 191 to 1498 code for a protein of 435 amino acids. The record is from RefSeq and is a predicted model, not a curated record. The transcript is spliced from 3 exons.